AUGGCUGGCACAGCUACAGCGCUCACCACCAAGGUGGAAAGCGGAUCUCCUUAUCAGCUCGAUGUACUGAAAGCUUCCAAUGCGCUCCUGAAUCACAUCAAGACCUCCGAAAAGGCAGCAGCGAUGGCCUCCGGCAAGCAGAGUCUGCUCCAAGACGACGAAGAGGAGGACGAGGCCACAGAAUCCACUCCCAUCUGGCUCCAGCUCACCACCAAGAAGCACAUCAUCGACCAGAAGAAGUUCAAGCCCAUCAAGAUCGCCCUACCCCACGCCCUCAACACCUCAUCCACAAAAACCAUCUGCCUCAUAACCGCCGACCCGCAACGCACCUACAAGGACCUGAUCGCCUCGGAUGCAUUCCCCUCUGAGCUGGCCACGCGCAUCACCCGCGUCGUCGGCGUGCAGAAGCUGAAGAAAAAAUGGAAUCAGUACGAAUCCCAGCGCAAGCUCUUCGCCGAGCAUGACAUCUUCCUAGCUGAUGACCGCGUCAUUACUCAAUUGCCAAAAUUGUUGGGCAAAACUUUUUACAAGAGCCAGUCGAAGCGGCCUAUUCCAGUCUCCAUCAUGGAGCCGGCUCCAAAGACCAACGGGAAGCGCAUUGCGAAGGCUAAGGAGGAGGCGAAGGAGAAGACUGGUGGACGGGGGGCAGCAAAUGCCAAGGCUGUUGCCAAUGAGAUUACGAAAGCGAUUGCUUCCGCUGUCGUUAAUUUGACGCCUUCAACAAAUACCGCUGUUAGAGUUGGGUAUGCGCACUGGGAUGCAGAGAAGCUGGCUGCAAACGUAGGAGCGGUGAGCUUGGCGCUGAUUGAGAAGUAUGUUCCAAAGAAGUGGAGAGGUGUGAGAUCAUUGCAUAUCAAAGGUCCUGAGACUGCAGCUCUACCGAUCUGGUUGGCGGAUGAGUUAUGGGUGGACGAGAAGGAUGUUCUGACCGAGGAAGAUGCGCAGAAGAUUGCGCAGGCGAACAUUGGAAAGAAGCGCAAAUCCAAGGUUCUUGAGGGCGUCGAGAUGGAGAACAGCGACCAAGUGAAGGAUGCCAAGAAAGUCAAGAAGCAAAAGUUGAUCGAAAGCAACGAUGAUAAUCUGGACAAGGAGAUCGCUGCUAGAAAGGAGAAGCUGAAGAAGCAGAAGGCGGAUGCGGCUAAGGAUGUGGUUGCAGACGAAGUUCCUAGGUCUUCAAAGAGAGCGAAGAAGGGCAAGCCUGUCACUGCUUAA
Drepanopeziza brunnea f. sp. 'multigermtubi' MB_m1 is the source of this 1212-nucleotide messenger RNA. Lineage: Eukaryota; Fungi; Ascomycota; Leotiomycetes; Helotiales; Drepanopezizaceae. The record is from RefSeq and is a predicted model, not a curated record.